AUCAACCCUCCGGGUAAACUGUUUAGGUAAACACGAGCACGUGAGUAUUAAUUAUCCUAAAUAGUUUUCCUAUCAUUCAGCGUUCUGUCUUGACACAAUAAUUAUAAGCAAAUAUUAUUAUGAACAUUCAUAGUGUGUACGCCACAAUUUUCUAUUUUGUCAAGUGAACUCAAUUUGUGUAAGCCCACGUGUUAUUUAUUUUUCAUUUUUUGUUGCUGUUUUUUAAUUCUUCGCCAUGGUUGUGGAAACUGUGGCAAUGAUGGAACCGUCUACCGGUGGAGAUUCUGGAAUAAAGCGUAAAAAAAAACAAAACACCGAUGUGAACAAAAGGAUUAAACCACCUACCGCUGAAGAGUUGAAUAAGCUCAGGGAAACAGAAAAUAUGUUCUUGUCAAAUAUGUUUCGCUUACAAAUAGAUGAAAUGUUAAAGGAAGUAAAACCUAAGCAAACUACUUUAGACAAAAUCAAUGAAUGGUUUGAUAAGUUAACUACAGCAUUGGUUCAAGAUAUGGAUACAUCCAACUAUAAAAAAGAAUUAUUAUCAAAUGUGAAUAUAUCUCAAAUGAGUGCACCAUUCCAUCUAAAACCUCAAAAUAAUAAUGAUGGUACUUUUCGCUUUACCAAACCAUGUUCAUUAAAAAUUGUUGGUUCUCAUUCUAUAGGAAUAUCAUUAAUGCCAUUAAUUAAAGUUGAUGUUUCAAUUCAAAUGGACAAAACGUUUUUUCAUAAAAAAGAUUAUACUGAUGAAAAGUAUUUUCGGAAAAAGGCUUUUUACUUACAAUGUCUUGCUAAAGAACUAAUGAAAAUACCAGAUUUAGUUGAAAAUGAAAUACAAUUUUCUUAUGAAAGUCAUUCAUAUUAUUCACCUGUACUUGUUAUAAAACCAACUGGCAGCCUUGGUAAAAAAUGCAGUUUUUAUCUGAGAGUUGUACCUGAAAGUAAUAUUUAUAGUUUACAUAAAUUUUCACCGACCAUUAAUAACAUUGAUUGUCAAUGGUAUUUUAACAAUGGUGUAGACAAUAAUCCCAAGAAUUAUCCUACACCUUAUUAUAAUUCACUGAUUCUGCAAGAUUUGAUAAUGGAAGAAAAUGAAAUAUUACUCAAAGAAAUCAUUGAUGGUAAUCAAAAUAUUCAAGAUGCAAUAAUUUUAUUAAAAAUUUGGCUAACACAAAAAAAUAUUGGAGAGUAUGGAAAUAUAACCAAUUAUAUUUUAUCAUUGUGUUGGAAUUAUGGUGGCGUAUUGGUUACCGACUCCACGGAUUUCACUGGUUUCGCGUUCGUUCGUGUUAGGCUCUCGCAGCGCGGAACAUAUUUUGACUUUCGGCCAUAG
Messenger RNA from Sipha flava (yellow sugarcane aphid), 1330 nucleotides. Its product is annotated as nucleolar protein 6-like. Lineage: Eukaryota; Metazoa; Arthropoda; Insecta; Hemiptera; Aphididae. Gene Ontology annotation, biological process: rRNA processing; tRNA export from nucleus. The transcript has 6 exons. Bases 236 to 1330 code for a protein of 364 amino acids. The record is from RefSeq and is a predicted model, not a curated record. Gene Ontology annotation, cellular component: small-subunit processome; UTP-C complex; CURI complex.